AUGGCGCGGCUGAUGCUAGCGCUGCUUGUGCCGGCGAUCGUCGCCGCACUAUCCCCGGACACGGACACUUGCAACCCGGACAAACUGACCAUAUACAGGAUGGUGUUGCACACGUACUGGACCCGAGAGAAGUUCCCGAAACAUUACCCGGAUUGGCGGCCGCCUGCGCAGUGGUCUAAGAUUUACGGUGUAUCACAUGACCGGUCGUACGUAUUAUUCAGACUUGGUCGCCGAGUGUCGGCCCCGGUCCGUCAGUUCGCGGAGUCUGGUCGCUCAGACGCGCUGGGCUCAGCGGCAGGCACUAUGGAUGUUUUUGGUGCGCCUGCGAUCGCGCAAGGCGCUGGGAGGACAGAAGCUGAGUUCUUUGUCGACGGAAAUCACUCUAGAGUUUCCGUGAUGGCAAGAAUGGUACCUUCCCCGGACUGGUUCAUUGGAGUAGACAGCUUCGAUCUUUGCGUUGAUGGCAACUGGCUGGACAGUAUUACUAUUGAGGUGGACCCCCUCGACGCCGGCACCGACAACGGGUUCACCUUUACGGCGCCCAACUGGCCGACCGCACCGCAGGGAGUGGCCUACCGCAUCACCUCCAAAUACCCUUCCCAUCCCGCCGGCUCCUUCUUCUACCCCCACUUAAGAAGACUGCCACCCAUCGCCACGUUCCAGUUUAUUAAGCUCCGCGAAUACGAGCUAUCAGAAGUGUUCCACCGAGCCAGCGACGAGCGAAAAUACGACGUCCUGCAGCUGGACAAGCUGAGCCACAACAACAUCGACGUGCUGGACGGGAACCGGGCGCUGUCCGUCGCCGAGGAGGUGGAGCGUGCGGAACAGGCACCCAGGAUAUACUCCGAUGGGUCGCUCACCACGCCUGAUGGGGCCUACUCCUACUACACUUUAUCGAACACGACAUCAAGUACGACCGAAGAGCCCCGCUCGGCCAACGAGCUGCCGACGUCAGGGCCGACCGCGAGCGAGCGGUCCGCGCUGCGCAGCCUCGCGCGCCGGUACCGCGCGCGGCGCCGGCGCAAGCUGCGCGUCGACACCACCGACCCUGCCGAGCGAAGGAAGCGGAAAAGAGCUAGACUGUUAGAUUGUCGCGUGUCUGACUGGGGCGAGUGGAGCGCGUGCCGCAGUGACGGCGGCUGCGUGGGCUCAGCGUUGCGCACGCGCAGGAUCAUCCGCCGGCAGCGACCGGGCGGCGCGCCCUGCCCGCCCACCGUCCAGUCCCGAUGGUGCGCUACUAACUGCACCCAAUCUGACAACUGGCGGAACAACCUCACGUAAUUCGAAAUUCGAACGGUUGAUUCAAAAUUCGAAGUUUAUUCUUUUUACGACAAAAUUCAUUUCCAGCUAGGCACUUUAUGUUUUAAAACUUCGACGUUAAAGACUUUUUCCGAUUUUGGUUGACUUCGUUAUUCUGUCUGUCCGUCCAAUUUUUUUUUAACUAUUUCGGUUUUAUUGGAAUUUUUGGAUGUAAAUUCAUCGGUGUAUAAAACUAAAAAAGUGUAUAAAAUAAAUUUAGUAAUACGACAUGAAGACUUAUUGUUUCCCGCUGUACCUAAUUAAGCUUCUUCCAAUUGUUUCGUUUAUUUGUCAAUUGUUAGACGUUACUAAGACUUAGGGUAAGUGGAAAGGAUUUUUUAAAUUAUUUUACGUUUACAUAGUAUUACAGAUGCUUGUAUUAGUAUAAUUUUCGAUAAAUUCCGAUUAUUAAUAGAAUUGUAAAGCAGAUUUCCAGCUCUAGUACAAAGUCAUUCGUGUCUUAUGCUGUAAUGUAACCUACUUAACCCCUGACAAUAUUACGGGAGAUGUUAAAAUAGAUGAGAUACAUAUCGUUUACGGAAAUGAUUACUUCGUGACAGUUCAAUAAAACGUAGCAUGUUUAGUGAAUGAAUCCAAAGAUGCAGCUUUUAUUUUUCAUACUAAUAAGUGUAAAGAAUUAAAUAAGGUAAGGUUAGGUGAAGCCUUCUGUAAGACUUUUUUAAUUUCUAUUGAGUCGGUUUGCUUAGUAGUUAUGGUUAGAUGCCGUCCACGGAGCGAAGGGGAUAGUAUGUGUUUCGUAUACAAUACAUAAAUUGUUCUUCAUUUAAAUAAUU
Manduca sexta (tobacco hornworm) is the source of this 2093-nucleotide messenger RNA. It is a transcript of the gene mspo, whose product is annotated as spondin-2. The record is from RefSeq and is a predicted model, not a curated record. The coding region runs from base 1 to 1281 and encodes 426 amino acids. Lineage: Eukaryota; Metazoa; Arthropoda; Insecta; Lepidoptera; Sphingidae. Gene Ontology annotation, cellular component: extracellular matrix. Gene Ontology annotation, biological process: cell adhesion. The transcript is spliced from 7 exons.